AUGUCUGAUCCAUCUUUCACUUCAAUUCCGGUGCUAGAUUUCUCCGAAGCCUUGUCCUCAUCUAACAAGCCCGCCUUUUUAACACGUCUGCGCGAGGCUCUUGUGAAUGUGGGCUUUUUCUAUCUUCGAAAUCCUCCUGUUUCCGUUCAAUCGCAACAUCAGUUCAUCCAAAAAGCUCUGGAUCUCUUUGAAUUGCCCUUAGAAAAGAAGGCUGAAAUCGAAAUGGUGAAUAGUCCUCACUUUUUGGGCUAUUCAAGGCUCGGUGCAGAGAUCACCGCCUUGAAACCAGAUUAUCGUGAACAAUUCGAUUUUGCAACCGAGCUCCCUGCGCCUGGUCCAAAUGAGCCUUUGUAUAGAAAUGUCGUCGGUCCUAACCAGUGGCCGGAUGAAAAAGUAAUCCCCGGAUUCCGCAAAUCACUCGAAACAUAUCUGUCCGAAGUGAGCAGCCUGGCCAACGUGUUCCCAGGCUUUAUUGCAGAAGCACUGGACCUGCCGCCAACUGCAUUCGACCAGGUCUUUGACACUCCACAGCAACACAAACUGAAAUUGGUGAAAUAUCCUCCUCCCCCGGGGUCUAACGACGGAUUUAAUUUCCAAGGCGUUGGUCCCCAUAAAGAUUCGGGGUUCCUCACUUUCCUGUUGCAAGGGACACCGCACCAUGGCCUGGAAGCUCAGAAUAAAACCGGGACAUGGAUCUCUGUCCCGCCACUUCCGGGGACAGUGGUGAUCAAUAUUGGCCGCUCCUUGGAGGCCUUGACCGGGGGAUCUGCACGGCGACCACACACCGUGUAA
Penicillium bovifimosum is the source of this 792-nucleotide messenger RNA. RefSeq names its product isopenicillin N synthase family dioxygenase. The record is from RefSeq and is a predicted model, not a curated record. The transcript is spliced from 4 exons. Lineage: Eukaryota; Fungi; Ascomycota; Eurotiomycetes; Eurotiales; Aspergillaceae. The coding region runs from base 1 to 792 and encodes 263 amino acids.